AUGGAAGUGACAUGGCGGGCUCACCCCCUUCCAAAAGAAACCUCUCUUAUUGCCAUAGACGUGUUCACUAGAACGCAAGCUGAUCAAGAGCUCCACGGCUUUCAAAAUAGCCAGAUUGAUGACUCUUCUCUGGCAUCAAAGUUCCUUGUUCAACAUCUCGAAGGAAGCGAUUGCGUUAUCCGACUGCUGUUCCCAACGGUCGGUGGAUACCUUGUCCAAUCGGACUUUCUAGACAGACGGCUGGUCGAUUGUAGCGACGUUGUCAAAAUCCAGACAUUUACAUCACUUGAUCAACAUUUCGAGGGUAUUAAUAUCGAUGCCUGUAAUGCGCUCGGUAUUGCCGACAUCUCGAAGAAUGCGAUUGGAGCAAUAGUCAUAUCGUGUACAAGCAGAGCUUGGUCCGAGGCUAAUACAGUAACGCUGGAUGGAGAGCUGACGCGACGGUUUUCGUUCGCAUGGCAUUCUGCAAGACAAACCCCAAAGCGACGCUUGGCAGUGAUUCGUCCUGGUCCUCCUUCACACCUACUCAGUCUCUCAAAGCUUGAGGAUCUUGCGAUAGCGGCUACGUCGCUCAAUAUUGUACUCAUAUUCUUUGAUGAUCUGUGUCAUGGGUUGGCAGGUGCUGAAUGGGCACAUUUGCGCGAGGACUUCGUCCCUCUGGAUAUGACCCUAGACGAAGACAUGCCUCAGCGAAUCGCUUCGGCAGUCUCUGCCUACCCAAAACAAAUCGAUGGAAUUAUUGGCAUGUACGAACCUCUCCUCACUAUAGUUGCAGAGGCAGCUACUUUAUUGGGAUUCUCUACCUCAUCACCAAAAUCCGUGUCAAUGGCACGUGAUAAGUAUCAAACCCGCCAAUUCAACCAAAGUCUCUUCUGUUACAGAAUACAAAACAUUCCAGAUCUUGAAGACGUUGUAGCUCGGUAUAGAACUGUUGCACCCCUAUCCCUCCCACUCAUUGUAAAGCCAGCAAAUGGGUGGGCUUCAGAGGGGGUCUGUAAAGUAACAUGUGAGGACGAAUUGAGAGACGCGGUGCUUCGAUUAUGGCAACCUCCCUUCUCGGAAAAGUACGGCCGGGAUAGCCAAGGCUUAGUUUUAGUUGAGCCAUACGUAGAUGGUCCAGAAGUUGACGCUAAUCUGGUACUUGUCGAUGGAGAGAUUGUCUUCUUUGAAGUUAACGAUGACUUCCCAAGCUCCGGUGAUAGCGAUGGACAAGGAUUUGUCGAAACCUUAAAUGCCAUGCCUUCUGCAUUGCCGGAGAGUGAGAUUGAUGCUCUUCGACUCAGAUCACAUGCUAUUGUAUUAGCCAUGGGUUUUAAAACGGGUAUAUUCCACGUGGAAGCCAGAGUUCAUAAUUCCACGUUCGCUUUUGCCACGGGAGACGAUAAUAUCCUAGAUCUUUCAGUAAAACCGGAGAUCGCAGAGAACAAGAACAGAACUCCUACAGUAUUUAUACUAGAGGUCAACCCGCGACCACCAGGAAUGCGUACACAUACAGCCAUUGCUCGAACGUAUGGAGUGUCGUAUCGAAGCAUAGCGCUUCUCACUGCUCUUCAGGACCAUGAGCGGUUGCGGGCCUUGGCAGUCCCUUUCGUUGGCGGCGCACAAUACGAUAUGCAAGUCUUGUUUAUAGCAGCACAGAAAGGUGGAGUUUAUCAGUCCGGGGAUGUUUGUUCAGCUAUAUUAGAGCGUGAGCCAGACUUAAGUAGCCAUGUCAAGCAGUCCAUGGGAUUUCUUCACAAUGGACAAGAAGUUCCUGACCCAAGAGGUCGAACAAGCGGAAUUGCUUGCUUUUGGAUUGCUUCUCGAGGGGGGAGACGAGAAGCUAGGUUGAUUAGUGAAAAAAUCCAAGAGUUAGUUUGGGAACUCACAGAUGGGUUUUGA
Molecule: messenger RNA, 1881 nt
Organism: Botrytis deweyae
Lineage: Eukaryota; Fungi; Ascomycota; Leotiomycetes; Helotiales; Sclerotiniaceae
Exons: 1
Coding region: 1-1881 (626 amino acids)
Molecular function (GO): metal ion binding; ATP binding
Source: RefSeq, a predicted model, not a curated record